CGCGCAGCCCGCGGCCCUGGCCAUGGGGCUGGGCGGGCCCGGAGCCCGGCCGAGCUGAGGCGGCGGCGGUGCGCGCGCCCCUUCGGGCCGCCCCCGCACCCCGCUCGCCGGCGUCUGGCUCUCAUGAUGAUGAAGAAGAAGAAGUUUAAGUUUAAGGUAGACUUCGAGCUCGAGGAGCUCUCCUCGGUGCCCUUCGUCAACGGGGUCCUCUUCUGCAAGAUGCGGCUGCUGGACGGCGGCAGCUUCACCGCCGAAUCCCCCAGGGUAGUCGGGAUUGCAUAUCUAGAUUUUAAAAUAAUCCACAUGGGCAAGAUAAUUAAAGCCAGAGACAGCAUAAAGAACAAAACACAAGGGCCAAAGGAUAGAACCUUGGUAGAAAAAGACCUAAUUAAGGAAAGUGAGACCAAAACGUUGGAGAAGAAUGUGGCAUCCCGGAAACUGAGGAAAACGCUUGAGAGAACAGUGGAAUUAAAAGGUGGAAAAACUUACGCAAAGCUGGGCUUUGCAGAUCUAAACCUGGCAGAGUUUGCUGGAUCAGGAAAUACCACUCGUCGCUGUUUACUGGAAGGCUAUGAUACCAAAAAUACAAGACAGGAUAAUUCCAUUCUUAAAGUUUUGAUCAGCAUGCAGCUGAUGUCUGGUGACCCGUGUUUUAAAACGCCUCCUUCUACAUCAAUGUCUAUACCAAUUGCUGGUGAAUCUGAAUCUCUGGAAGAAGACAGAAAAGGUGGAGAGACUCUCAAAAUCCAUCUUGGAAUAGCAGAUCUCUCAGCAAAGAGUGCUUCUGUUCCAGAAGAACUUGGUGCCUGUGGACAUUCCAGAACAUCAAGCUAUGCAAGCCAGCACUCCAAAGUAUCAGGGUAUAGCUCAUGCCACUCCCGGUCAUCCAGUUUCUCUGAGUUCUGCCACAGGAGAAAUACCUCCGUGGGAAGUACAUCCACAGGCACUGAGAGUAUCCUGGAGCCAUGUGAUGAAAUGGAGCAAAAGGUAGUGGAGCCAAAUCUGGAUACGGCGGAUAAAGAAGAUACAGCUUCAGAAACACUCAACAGAUGCCCAGUGAAACAAGAUUCUGUAGAAUCUCAGCUGAAGCGAGUUGAUGACACCAGAGUAGAUGCUGACGACAUUGUGGAGAAAAUAUUACAAAGUCAAGACUUCAGCCUCGAUUCCAGUGCAGAAGAAGAAGGACUGCGGUUAUUUGUGGGUCCUGGGGGAAGCACAGCCUUUGGCAGUCAUCACCUUCCAAAUAGGGCAGUGUCUGGCGCUUAUGAACAAGUUGUGAUCAAACGCUAGAAGCCAAGCUGGUGAACUGAAGCUUCCCUGUGGUUUAGUAUGUGGGUAGUUGAGCUAUGAAUGCACUUUAUUCAAGCAUUUAUGAGAAAAUGAACCUCUUUAAAAAAUGAAGAUGUUUGUCUAUCAAGAGGAAAGCCAACACCGAUUUCUUCUCUGAAGCGCCCACCGCUAUCCUUUCCCACGCAUCAGAAUGGUAGCAUCAGGGCAGCGUGCUUCUGUGGUCACUGCACAUGAUAAUGAAAAGACUGCUUUUUCUUUCAAAACAUCCUGGUGGGGAAAACAGACCUCUGCAUCUGAGUUGAGUUCUAAUGCAAAAGUGUAAAAUCUGCGAUAGAGGUGCUCAACAGAUCUGGGCUAUAAUUAUUUAAUUUCAUGUUUGAAAAACAAUAAGUGAAGAUAAUUUAAACCCUUAAGUUCUGUCAAGAUAGUUAUAAUUCCUGUUAAGGAAAUCUUCCAUAUUAUACUACCUAUAGUAUUGUGCUAAGUUUACUAAUUGUUUUUCAUAAUUGAUAUAAAAGUGUGGGUGUUCAUGCUUUGGGAAAAAGUUAUAUUAUAGUUUAAACAUGUAAAAUGCAUAAUAAUUCUAAACAUAUCAGUCAUAAAUCGAAUUAAGUGUUUUGAAGCCUGCAAUACAUGAAUGGCUAUAAUGCCAUUAUUAUGCAGUAUGUAUUGUUACUUGUUGAUAAUAGUUAAGCUAUGCAACUCCCACUAAGCACUAUAGAAGAAAUUCAAGAGAAGUUUAAUUAAUAUUCAAUACGUUAGGCUGCCAUAAGGCACCCUAACAUAAGAGCUGUUUUAACUAACUGAAUAAUAUCUGCUGACUUCAGGAGUCAAAAUUUAGAACAAGAGGGAAAUUGUGAUAUGAUGAGAAACAGAGCAGCCUUUUCUCUCUAAGUCCUGACUUAUCUGAAAUUAAAAAUCAUUCCCAGGAGGUGGUAGAUAAAAGGCAGGGGACAGCUGACAUUGCUGACAUGGACCUGUGGUCUUCUGUUGUAGCCCCCAAGAUCAGACACUAUGUUUUCUUCUUCCUAUAUCAGAAAUUAGUUGUUUUGAGGAAAGAAUAGAAUAUAACAUACAUCAAAUAGAGCUUUUU
This is a messenger RNA of Hipposideros armiger (great roundleaf bat), 2383 nucleotides long. It is a transcript of the gene EEIG2, whose product is annotated as EEIG family member 2. The transcript has 11 exons. NCBI's taxonomy places the organism in Eukaryota, Metazoa, Chordata, Mammalia, Chiroptera, Hipposideridae. The coding region runs from base 124 to 1290 and encodes 388 amino acids. The record is from RefSeq and is a predicted model, not a curated record.